This is a messenger RNA of Lottia gigantea (owl limpet), 537 nucleotides long. RefSeq lists its product as hypothetical. The transcript has 2 exons. The record is from RefSeq and is a predicted model, not a curated record. Lineage: Eukaryota; Metazoa; Mollusca; Gastropoda; Lottiidae. Bases 1 to 537 code for a protein of 178 amino acids.
AUGGACGAGGAUGGGAUGUUAGAUAAUGGUAUUAUACCUAUUAGAAACGGACGUUUACCUGGACAAAUUAAACUACCAAAACGUUACGAAUCAGCUUGUCAACCAAAUCCCGCGAUGAAGGUUCCCAGGUAUCGGAAAGUUAGUAUUGCUCAAAUGAAUGGCAACACAAUGAAUGAUCGAAUUGAAGACCUGACGCAAGCUAUGCUGUGGAUCAAACAGGAGUUGAUUAUGUUAAGGCAGCACGAUAUUUUAUUAAAAAGACAAUUUUUCAAUAUUCAAGACACUAUCAAGUCAUUACAUAAACAUUCGGAUUCUAACAUGAAUGGAUCUCUAGAAACAGAUUGUAAGGGGGACCAUUCUGAACCCAUAGUGCAUGUGUUCUUGCGAUCUUCCUCAAGUAUAACAGCAAUAAACGAAAGUGAUGAUGACGAAUCCGGGAGUGACGAUUCAGAUUUCAGACCCCGGACUGCAUCCAUGACAACAUCACGUGAUCUAGCGGCUUUGGCGAGAAGACGAGGAAGUAAAGAACUAAUUUAG